Rhagoletis zephyria (snowberry fruit fly) is the source of this 867-nucleotide messenger RNA. RefSeq names its product transcription factor Adf-1-like. Lineage: Eukaryota; Metazoa; Arthropoda; Insecta; Diptera; Tephritidae. The record is from RefSeq and is a predicted model, not a curated record. Gene Ontology annotation, biological process: regulation of transcription by RNA polymerase II. Gene Ontology annotation, cellular component: transcription regulator complex; nucleus.
CAUGGUCACCUUAUCAGCGGACAGCAUUCGAAGUAAAUAAACUCAAAGUUUGCCAAUUGGUUUUGGAAAUAAAAUUUUAAGCAUUUGCCAACCGCAAAAAUUAAAAUGGACGUUAACGAAAUUAUAAUAGAAGAAGUGAGGAAAAAUGAGUGCCUACGAUUUAUCAUCGAAUUUGUACAAAAACAUAUACAAAAAAGCUGAAAUAUGGGAAGCAAUUGCCAAGUCCGUAAAUAUGUCCGGAGAAGCAUGCAAGAAACGUUGGAAGGGACUUCGCGAUACUUAUAAAAAACAUAAACGCGUUUCUCAACUGGCCUCCGGCAGUGGAGCACCAAGUCCAGCAAAGAAAUGGUGGUAUAUGCAAGCGCUAAGUUUUCUUGAUAAUUACAGAGAUGCCCGACCAACUGUCGGAAAUGUAACCCUAAAUGAAAGCGAGCUUGAGAAUGUACUUGACUCUUCAUCGACGAGUAUCAUAGAGACUGCACCCGCACUAAUUGAAGAUGAAAAAAUUACAUCGUAUAUGAACCACCACAGAAAAAAACUAGGAAGAAGCAAGCAGAUUCAGAAAUAACAGCAGUGUUUUCGGAAGCGAUGAAGGAGUGUGUAGGAACCGUAAAAGAGCUUGUUACAUACCCAAGUGAAAAAGACCGAUACGCUACUUCAUUAUUGUUUGAAAGUUUGGCGAGGAAAAUAUCCGAAUCCCGCUGGCCACAGGUAGAUAUCAGCAGAAUAGAAAGCAAAGUUAUUGCUUUAGUGUAUGACGAGCUAGCCAAAACUUGCACUAUAAACAUUCAAACGUAUUAAUACAAGUAGUGAAGUACAAUUUUUUCAAAUUGAAUAUAUGUACAAAAUAGUAGGUAUACUAGUUGA